AUGAUCGAUGCGCCACCACAAUCACCCAGCCGCCCGGUACGACUACGAAACCUAUCGACGAGUAACCCUUCGACCGCUCCAACAACCGCGUCCGAUCCUACCUUCAGCCUUCUGCUGUCCCUACCGAGGGAGCUUCGCGACCGUAUAUACACAUUUGCCUUGACAUCACCCUCUCCAUUCUGGUGGCCGAACCAAGCAGCCGUCAAAUAUGAGCACAAUAUCGCGCCAAAUCUCCUACGAGCGAGCAGACAAGUGUAUGAGGAGGCAGCACUGGUCAUAUACAGUGAAAACAAGUUCGCCUUCACGCACCCCUCCGACUGCAACAUCUUCCGUGUUGUCGCCUCCCCCGCCUCCCGAAACAUUACCUCAGUGUAUUUCCGUAUAAGAGAGAGGGACUUGAGAUUAUGGACGAGCUAUCUGGGUAGUAAGAGUCAGGAUAGGAGUCUAAGGGCUGACCUACCGAGACUGAGGAGCCUGUGGAUCUUUUCGAGGUGUGGAAGUAUGGGCACGUCAGCUAUGCUGGGGCAGAUGGUGACAGUGUCACAAGCGAUACAAGGGCUACAAGGAUUACAAGGUGUAGUGGGUGGGUUAGGAAAUCUAUCGCCUGCAAUCCAGGUGCAGCUUCAGGCUGUGCAGAAUGUGAUAGGACAGCAUGUUCAUGCGUUGACGCAGCAUCUACAGAGUUUUCCGCAGGCCGUGGGGAAUGGGGGAGGUGCACCACCACAGACACCGCAACUUUUGGGCAUGGAUGCGAAUGGGACAGGCAAUGGGAAUCAGAUACCGCCACCGCCACCUCCACCUCAACUGCCUGCGAUGCCGUUCAACCAUCCUCAUCAUCUGCACCACCACCCACACCCGCUCUACACCACAUUCCUCCGUUUCGAGCGUGAAAUCGGCCUCGAAUCGCUCUGUCUGUCUCUCCGGGAAACGCUCCGUGGGCGCAAAGUAAAGAUUGUGUGCAUCAUGCGCGUACCGCGGCGGGAGGUGGAGCGCUUGGUCAGCAUGUAUCCCGACGAACUUAGCAUCGAGGAGAAGACUGGGGAUGCGCGGACAAAGUUUAGGAAAAUACAUGGUGUUGAGGUGAGCUUGGAGUUGAAUGGGUAU
Molecule: messenger RNA, 1104 nt
Organism: Cucurbitaria berberidis CBS 394.84
Lineage: Eukaryota; Fungi; Ascomycota; Dothideomycetes; Pleosporales; Cucurbitariaceae
Exons: 3
Source: RefSeq, a predicted model, not a curated record